AUGAUGCUUCAAGGUCAUGUGCUGGAGAACCCGGUGGUAACAGCAGCACAGUCUGACAACGAACAAAAUGACGAGCAUCGGGAACAUGCUUCGGAUACAGAGGAUUCAGAAAAUGAUUCCGCACAAGCUGAUGAAGAUGAUAAGUCGAUCGAAGAUCGAGCGGUCAAUGACCUCGAAUUGGCCGUCCUGAAAUGGAAGAUCUACAGAAAAUGUGGAAAAGAAAUAAAUAGCAAAUCUAGCUGUGAACUCAUGUAA
Messenger RNA from Gongylonema pulchrum, 255 nucleotides. Lineage: Eukaryota; Metazoa; Nematoda; Chromadorea; Rhabditida; Gongylonematidae. The record is from the annotation of a GenBank genome assembly.